Molecule: messenger RNA, 1197 nt
Organism: Salarias fasciatus (jewelled blenny)
Lineage: Eukaryota; Metazoa; Chordata; Actinopteri; Blenniiformes; Blenniidae
Product: natural killer cells antigen CD94
Exons: 7
Coding region: 73-855 (260 amino acids)
Source: RefSeq, a predicted model, not a curated record
AACGACUGACCAGCCCAGGCUGAAAAGCCUCCCCAGGGAAAUUGAAACUUAGAGGCACUCAGAAGAGGAGCCAUGGAGAUGCAGGACAUCUCUGAGGGGAAGGAGAAGAAUGAAGGAGCAGCUGAACCGAUGCUGCAGGUUCAAACUGAAGAGGAAGCAGAAAAUGCUCAGUAUGAACUGCUAAAAAGUCCAUCGGAGGAUUUGUAUGAAGAGGCUCAUGGCAGAACUUCAUUUAAACCUAAAGCAGAGAAACCGGGCGAGGGGAACAGCCGUCUGUACCGGUCAGCCUGCCUGGUCCUGGGGCUCCUCUGCCUCGCCCUGCUGCUGCUCGUCAUUGUUCUCUUUGUGAAACUCCACACUGGAUCCACAGUCUGCCCAGAACAAGGACAAACUGCACCGGCUGACAAGAAGAGGACUCCUUUUGGUCCAGUGUGCAGCUAUGACCAGUGCCAGGCCUACUUCAACAGAGGGGAACUUCAACAAUGCGAGUGCUAUUGUGCACCUGGCUGGAAAGGUUAUGGCCGGUCCUGUUUCUUCUUCUCCACCUUCCGGCUGAGUUGGGACGAGAGCCUGCAGAACUGCACCAGUAGAGGGGGAUCUCUGGCUAUUGUUAACAGCCCAGAAGUUCAGAAUUUCCUGGCCAGAGCAGGGAGCCUGACGUAUUGGAUCGGGCUGAGAGAACUGAAUUCUGGCUGGACGUGGGUCAACAGGACGGUGCUGCGAGAGAGUCACUGGGCCGAGGCUCCGCUGACCGGGGACUGCGUCGCCCUCAUGGGGAGAAACCCACCUGACAAGAACUGGAUCAAAGCUUCCUGCCAGGCUUCCACAUACUUUAUCUGUCAGCAGAAUUUCUAAGGUUUUUUGACAGAAUAAUGAACAAAUGCUCUGUCCACAAAUUUCCUCCAUAACAAGUCAAAUCAUUUCUGUGUCCACUUCACAUUUCAAGCAGUAAAAUCUUGCGAGUUUUCAUAUAGCAGUCUUAACACUGGCAGAGCUGUGCAUUCGGGGUGUACUGACUUUUUUCUGAAGACUUUUACUGUAUUUUGAUACUUCCCUGUUAUCAGGUCGUGUCACAUUUAUGCACUGUGUGCUCGUGUUUCUUGUUGCCUGGCAGCUUCACAAAUGUAGGCCAGUAUUGUUUGUUUUCAUAGUAUUUUAUUCUCAUAUAAAAGUAAUAAACCGACUAUGUUAAACGUC